This is a messenger RNA of Chinchilla lanigera (long-tailed chinchilla), 2047 nucleotides long. RefSeq names its product kinesin light chain 3 (gene Klc3). Bases 211 to 1890 code for a protein of 559 amino acids. The record is from RefSeq and is a predicted model, not a curated record. Gene Ontology annotation, cellular component: kinesin complex; membrane-bounded organelle; cytoplasm. The transcript is spliced from 11 exons. NCBI's taxonomy places the organism in Eukaryota, Metazoa, Chordata, Mammalia, Rodentia, Chinchillidae. Gene Ontology annotation, molecular function: kinesin binding. Gene Ontology annotation, biological process: axo-dendritic transport.
CCCUCCCGCCCGAGCUCUGGGCCGGGGCGUCUGGGGACCUGGGGGUGGGGAGGGCCGCCUGGUGAGCCGAAGCCGCUGGGGCACCUCGAGGCUGCUGCUUGCCCUCUUGGUUAACCCCACGUAGUAGGAUUUUGGAGCUGUGGGCUCCCAGGACAAACUCAGGUAGACUGGGACGUUCCCGGAUGAGCGCUUGCGGCGCCAGAAGUAGCCAUGUCCGUGCAGGUGGCCGCCCCCGGGGGCGCGGGGCUGGGCCCUGAGCGUCUGAACCCGGAGGAACUGGUGCGGCAGACGCGGCAGGUGGUGCAGGGGCUGGAGACCCUGCGGGCGGAACACCGCAGCCUGGCGGGGCACCUAGGUGAGGCGCUGGCCGGACAGGGCCCCGUGGCCGGCUUGGAGCUGCUAGAAGAGAAGCAGCAGGUGGUGAGCCACUCGCUGGAAGCCAUCGAGCUCGGACUGGGUGAGGCCCAGGUGCUGCUGGCCCUGUCGGCGCACGUUGGGGCGCUGGAGGCCGAGAAGCAGCGGCUGCGGGCCCAGGCGCGGAGGCUGGCGCAGGAGAACACAUGGCUGCGGGAGGAGCUGCAGGAGACGCGGCAGCGGCUGUGGGCCAGCGAGGCGGCCGUGGCCCAGCUGGAGGAGGAAAAGAGUCACCUACAGUUCCUGGGGCAGCUGCGGCAAUACGACCCGCCUGAGGAGAGCCAGCGGCCAGAGUCACCCCCUCGCCGAGACAGCCUGGCCUCCCUAUUCCCCAGCGAGGAGGAGGAGCGGAGAGGUCAUGAGGCAGCAGGGGUGGCAGCAGCACAACAGGGUGGCUACGAGAUCCCCGCUCGGCUUCGGACCCUGCACAACCUUGUGAUCCAGUACGCGGCCCAGAGCCGCUAUGAGGUCGCUGUGCCUCUGUGCCGCCAGGCCUUGGAAGACCUGGAGCGCAGCUCGGGCCACUGCCACCCCGACGUGGCCACCAUGCUCAAUAUCCUGGCCCUGGUAUACCGGGACCAGAACAAGUACAAGGAAGCCACGGACCUCCUCCACGAUGCGCUGCAGAUCCGGGAGCAGACACUGGGCCCCGAGCAUCCUGCGGUGGCCGCCACCCUCAACAACCUGGCCGUCCUCUAUGGGAAGCGCGGGCGAUACCGGGAGGCAGAGCCCCUGUGCCAGCGUGCCCUGGAGAUCCGGGAGAAGGUCCUGGGCGCCGACCACCCGGAUGUGGCCAAGCAGCUCAACAACCUGGCCCUGCUCUGCCAGAACCAGGGCAAGUUUGAGGAUGUAGAGCGGUACUUCGCGCGGGCCCUGAGCAUCUACGAGGCUGUGGGGGGGCCCAACGACCCCAACGUGGCCAAGACCAAAAACAACCUGGCCUCCGCCUACCUGAAGCAGAACAAGUACCAGCAGGCCGAGGAGCUGUACAAGGAGAUCCUCCGCCCCGAAGACCUGCGCGCCCCGCUAGGUGAGCUGCACCCUCCCUGCUGCCUCCCAAGGGGCUUCUGGGCUGUGUCCCCACCUCAUGUCCCUAUCUGUCCCCCAGGAACCCCCAACACAGGCACAGCUGGUGAUGCAAAACAGCAGGUGAGAAAAGGCUUGCUUGGGCUCCUGGGGUGGGACUGGCCAUGUCUGGGGGGAACCAACGAGAGUCCCCCACACCGUCCGCAGGCCCUUCCUCGGAGCAGCUCGUUCUCCAAGCUGCGGGAGUCCAUCCGGCGGGGGAGUGAGAAGCUUGUCUCCCGGCUCCGCGGCGAGGGCGUGGCAGGGGCGGCGGGGAUGAAGAGGGCCAUGUCACUCAACAUGCUGAACAUGGAUGGGCAGAGGGCUACCGGGACUCAGCUCCCCAGCCGGGCCCUCAGUGAGGCCUCCAGGACCCUCAGCGCCAGCACCCAAGACCUGAGCCCCCGCUAAGGUGGACGGGACCAAGUCACUGUGGCCUCUGAGGAAGAGGCAGGGCGGGUGACAUCCAUCUCAUGCACACCCUGACACCCUGCCUGGGCCCACAGAGUGGGUUUCCCACCUGCCGUCUCUUCCUGUGAUUAAAUUCUGUAGAUGUGGCAAUGUGAAA